UAAAAAAGUCUUUCAAUAAUUCCUGUUAAUUUAGAUUAACUGAAUGCUUUAUAACCCUUUACAAGACACCUGCGGACCACCUGCUGCUAAGAGUAGUGAACAAUUAAUCAGAGAGGAGAUCAUGAUGGAUGACGUUAUAAAAGAUGAUCCAAAGUCACAAAUCCAAGUUCAAGCCACUAGCAAAGUAUUUAACUGUACAAUGUGUUUUUACAUGUGGCUGAAGUAUAAACAGUAUUUAUUGCCUUGAAUGGAACUCUGCUGACUCUCUCUUAGAACACGUGUUAUAAUGUUCAUUGUUGGGUCAUAAGAAUUUCAUCAUAUCACAAGUCAUACAAACCUCUCCUGUCUGGAUUCAUAAGUUAAAGCUGCCCAAGUAAACGUAUUUGUACGCGUAGAGAAAGCGCGUAACAAGACAAAAGAAAAGAUGGCUGCAAAACAGCUCAGUUCCCUCCUGACUGAAAUGGAGAUUGUGAAAACCCUGAUGAAACUGACCCCAGAGGAGAGACAUAAAGAGGUCAGAAGACGUACGUACAUCGAGCUGAGAGCUGUGGAGAAGGGGCGCAGAGAAAGAAUUGCUCAGGAGAUCGCAGAGAGGUGCAAGAGGGAAAAAGAGGAGAGGGAAAAAGCAAUAGAGAGUCAGAGGAUACAGAAAGAAAAACUUGAGGAGAAGAUAAGGCAGGAACAAGAGCGACUGAGGAAAGAGAGGCUUGAGUGGAAAAGGGUGAUGCGGGUAGAGGAGCAGCUGUGGCUUACAAGUCCCAUGCACAAUUUGACCACUGUGGAAAAUCAGCCAAGAGUGGAAGACGCAGCUAGCCCCAAACGCCUGACCUCUGACCUGAAGGCUAAAGAGCAGGAACCAAUGAAAACUCUGUACAACAAUUGGGUUGGAGAAGAAAAUACAGACAGCAAACCCGUCAAAGAAAAGUCUCACUCAGUCAACUCCGUCUUCUCCCUAUUCACUGUAAAACCAAGCCCCGAGCCUGAAGAAAAACAACCAUCACCAAAAUCUGUGCAGGAGAGGCUGUCGCUGGGCUGCUUGAUUGAGAUGUUUCAGGCCUGCAGCGAGAUAACAGAUGAGUCACACAUUCUUGAAUCAGAGGAGCAAAAUGUGGGAGCCACUCGUGCCGGCAGUGUGACACCAAAGCCAGACACAACAUCCUGAACUCAGUUUUCUGAAUAUUUUGUUUUGUGAC
Messenger RNA from Thunnus maccoyii (southern bluefin tuna), 1193 nucleotides. RefSeq names its product vicilin-like seed storage protein At2g18540. The transcript has 2 exons. NCBI's taxonomy places the organism in Eukaryota, Metazoa, Chordata, Actinopteri, Scombriformes, Scombridae. The record is from RefSeq and is a predicted model, not a curated record. The coding region runs from base 425 to 1162 and encodes 245 amino acids.